This is a messenger RNA of Chaetomium globosum CBS 148.51, 804 nucleotides long. RefSeq lists its product as uncharacterized. The record is from RefSeq and is a predicted model, not a curated record. Gene Ontology annotation, cellular component: PAM complex, Tim23 associated import motor. NCBI's taxonomy places the organism in Eukaryota, Fungi, Ascomycota, Sordariomycetes, Sordariales, Chaetomiaceae. The transcript has 2 exons. The coding region runs from base 1 to 804 and encodes 267 amino acids. Gene Ontology annotation, biological process: protein import into mitochondrial matrix.
AUGUUCGCUUCCACUGCAACGACCAUGUUUCGUGCGGGCGCUGGUCGCUCUGCAAACGCCCUGCAGCCCACCCUCCUGCGAAACGUUGCCUGCCCAUACGCCGCGGGCCUAACCGCAUCCCCCUUCUCGAUGACCACCCCCGCUCCCAAGCAACCACAGGCCCGCCCGCUCUCAACCAGGCCGACGCCCUCCUCCCUCCUCGUCAAGUACCGCGUCGCCCAACCCCCGCGCCGCAACACCUCUAGCCACCACCACCCAACCCAAGCGGCAGCCACCCCGGACGCCGCGGCCGACGCCAACGCGGCCCAGACAGCGGCCAAGGCGGCGGCGACGGCGCACCCGGAGCAGGCGGUGCUGGACUGGAACAGCUUCUUCCAGCUGCGCAAGGCGCGGCGCCGAUGGCAGUCCGGGUUCAGCGUGGUGGGCGCGCUGGGGAGCGGGUCGUCGGGGGCGCUGGUGCUGAGCUCGGGCAUGGCGGACGGCCUGGUGAGCCAGAUCCCGCUGGAUCCGCUCAUCACGCUCGGGCUCAUGACCAUGAGCUGCGCGGCGCUGGGGUGGCUGGUCGGGCCCAGCCUCGGCUCGGCCGUCUUCAACGCGCUCAAGAGCAAGUAUAAGGGCCCCAUGGCCGUCAAGGAGAGCGAGUUCUUUGCGCGCAUCAAGAAGCAUCGUGUGGAUCCGAGCGCGAGCUCCGUCCGGAAUCCUGUGCCUGACUUUUACGGCGAAAAGAUCUCGAGCGUGGCCGGCUACAGGCAAUGGCUGAGGGACCAGAGAUCGUUCAACAAGAAGAAGGGAGGGUUUGUAUGA